AUGACCCUGGACGCAGAAACUGCGCAUCCUGCGCUCUUCCUGUCUGAACAGAGACGUGUAACAUGGCAAGAAGAGAAGCAAGAUCUCCGUGACUCCCCACAGAGAUUUCAUUCCCUGCCCUGUGUGCUGGGUCAGCUGAGUAUCACCUCGGGGAGAUACUACUGGGAGGUAGAAAUUGGGGACACAGCUUCCUGUGAUCUGGGAAUCUGUAGGGACAAUGUAACAAGGAAGGGGCAAGUCACAAUAUCCCCACAAAAUGGUUUCUGGGCCAUCAGGAUUUAUGAGGGGGAGUACUGGGCUCUCACUUCCCCAGAAACUCGUCUUACUCUGAGACAGCACCCCCGUAGGGUAGUGAUAUUCCUAGAUUAUGAAUAUGGAGACGUGUCAUUCUAUAACAUGACAGAUGGGUCCCAUAUUUUCACCUUUACCCCGAUUUUGUUCCAAGGUGCCUUAAGACCUCUUUUCAGGCUUUGGAAGUCUGACUCAGUCACCUUGACCAUUGUCCACUGAAGGAGAGCAGAGUGGUGCUGUAAUUCAGAAGUGUACCCUUAUCACAAAAUGAGAGUCUUAAUGUUGAUUGCAAUUCUACCUAACAAUCCAAAAAUUGCAUUUUUCUUUUUCCUUAUUUGUUAAUUGUCAAAAUGAAGCUGAGGGGCACAGAUUCUGAUUUUGCAUUAUAUUCACUUUUUUUCUCCCUUAUUAAUAGAUCUCUUGACCUGUGACAGCCUGGUUUAAAAAUUAGAUUUCCUAACUCCUCGGUUGCAUGUGACUAGAUGUUGGCCAGUUUAAUAUAUGUUGAAUUGUGCAAUCUGAUUUCCAAGAUUUGCCUUUAAAGGGAAAUGGUAUGUCUUUCUAUGCUGUUUAUUUUUUCUGCUGGCUAGAUAUGACAUGAUGGAUAUUUACUUGAAGCAUAUU
Messenger RNA from Oryctolagus cuniculus (rabbit), 915 nucleotides. Lineage: Eukaryota; Metazoa; Chordata; Mammalia; Lagomorpha; Leporidae. The record is from RefSeq and is a predicted model, not a curated record.